Paracoccidioides brasiliensis Pb18 is the source of this 213-nucleotide messenger RNA. RefSeq lists its product as uncharacterized. The transcript has a single exon. The record is from RefSeq and is a predicted model, not a curated record. The coding region runs from base 1 to 213 and encodes 70 amino acids.
AUGGAUCAAAUUGAGAAGGAUGAGAAAGCUCAAGAAGACUUUUCAACCCCGAAAGAAGAGGCGGCAAUGCAAUCAAAACAUGCUACCACUGCCAGAAGACAGGCCACAUCCAAUUCUAAAUGUUGGUUCAAAAUCUGUGUAAAAUGUCCUGCCUUGAAGGGCGAUGAUAAAUAUAAGGACAAGGAGGAGACCGGCUCAGCCCCUGGUCCAUAG